CUGCGGCCGGUGCCGCGCCACCUCCGCUUACCCCCUCCCCACCCCUUUCCCCUCUUCUCCCCGCCCUCCCACCAUGGAGUAAAGCUUCCCCCGCCGGCCGGACGCGGGGCCCCGCCGCGCCUCGAUGGCUCUGGUCACGGUGCAGCGCUCGCCUACCCCCAGCGCCACCUCCAGCCCUUGCGCCUCGGAGGCAGACAGUGGGGAAGAAGAAUGCCGGUCCCAGCCCAGAAGCAUCAGCGAAAGCUUCCUCACUGUGAAAGGUGCAGCUCUCUUCCUACCACGAGGAAAUGGGUCGUCUACUCCCAGGAUCAGUCACAGGCGCAACAAGCAUGCAGGGGAUCUCCAGCAACACCUGCAGGCCAUGUUCAUACUGCUCCGCCCAGAAGACAACAUCAGACUGGCCGUAAGACUGGAAAGCACCUACCAGAACCGCACUAGAUACAUGGUGGUCGUGUCCACCAACGGCAGACAAGACACCGAAGAGAGCAUUGUCCUAGGAAUGGAUUUCUCUUCCAAUGACAGUAGCACUUGUACAAUGGGCUUGGUGCUGCCGCUGUGGAGUGACACCUUGAUCCACCUGGAUGGGGAUGGAGGGUUCAGCGUAUCAACAGAUAACAGGGUUCACAUAUUCAAGCCGGUGUCUGUGCAGGCAAUGUGGUCUGCCCUUCAGAGUUUACAUAAAGCUUGCGAGGUGGCACGGAGCAACAAUUACUACCCAGGGAGCCUCUUCCUCACGUGGGUCAGUUACUAUGAGAGCCAUAUCAACUCCGACCAGUCGUCAGUCAAUGAGUGGAAUGCCAUGCAAGAUGUCCAGUCCCACCGGCCUGACUCACCCGCCCUCUUCACAGAUGUUCCAACUGAGCGGGAACGCACAGAACGGCUGAUUAAGACCAAGUUAAGGGAGAUCAUGAUGCAGAAAGAUUUGGAGAACAUCACCUCAAAAGAGAUACGCACCGAGCUGGAGAUGCAGAUGGUGUGUAACCUGCGGGAGUUCAAAGAGUUCAUUGACAAUGAAAUGAUAGUGAUCCUUGGGCAGAUGGACAGCCCCACACAGAUAUUUGAUCAUGUCUUCCUGGGCUCGGAAUGGAACGCCUCCAAUUUGGAAGACUUGCAGAACAGAGGGGUGAGGUAUAUCUUGAAUGUGACUCGUGAAAUAGAUAACUUCUUCCCUGGGCUCUUUGAAUACCAUAAUAUUCGGGUGUAUGAUGAAGAAGCAACAGACCUUCUGGCUUACUGGAAUGACACCUACAAAUUCAUCUCCAAGGCAAAGAAAAAUGGUUCCAAGUGCCUGGUGCACUGCAAGAUGGGAGUGAGCCGCUCGGCAUCCACGGUGAUCGCCUAUGCCAUGAAGGAAUACGGCUGGAACCUGGACAGGGCGUACGAUUACGUGAAGGAGCGGCGCACAGUCACCAAGCCCAACCCCAGCUUUAUGCGGCAGCUGGAGGAAUACCAAGGGAUCCUGCUGGCCAGCAAACAGCGGCACAAUAAACUGUGGCGCUCGCACUCGGACAGUGACCUCUCGGACCAUCACGAGCCCAUCUGCAAGUCCGGGCUGGAGCUGAACAAAAAGGAGAUCACCACCUCAGCCGACCAGAUCUCAGAGGCAAAGACCAACGACAACCAGCAGCCGAUGUCUCCCAUCUACUCAGCUGAGCUAGACAGGGAGCAGCAGCUCCCAGAGGAUGCCAACAUGAUCGAGGAGGUGUGUGUGAAGGAGAGAAGGAUCCACCUGGAGUUUACGUGUCGAGACUUCCACGCUGAGCAGAUGGAGGACAAGCUGAACCUGAACAGUAUCAAUGGCUGUACGGCAGGGUGUUGUGUAGACUCUGUUCCCCCUGAUAACUGCCGUGCUUCUGAGGCCUUAAUGCAACUCCAGCACCCUUUGGAAAUAACAGAGUUCCCUGAUUUGACAGUGGACGAUCUGGAAAAAGAUGCCCUUAAGCCUGAUAUGAAUGUGCACUUGGUUCCCAUGGAAGAAUUCACUUCGUGCUUAAAAGACUUUCCCCAAUCCCCAAAUCAGAAUUCCCCAAGUCUCCAACAGAAUCCCCAGCCCGCGGUGACAGAGCUAAGUACAGACAGGAUUGAUUUCUUCAGUGCUUUGGAGAAAUUUGUGGAGCUUUCCCAGGAGAGUCGGUCACGCACUUGCUCCCAUUCCAGGAUGGAGGAGCAAGGGAGUGGAAGGAACGGAGUCUCCAGGGUGCCUGUGCUGGAAGUGCCGCCUGCUGUGGAUGGGGGUGCAGAUACUCGAAGGAGCAGCUCUGGAAACUCUCCUCAGGCAUCAGAUGACUCUUCCACAGAUGAAGAACAGCAAAAGGAGGUGCCCGAGCUGCCCAGCACAGGCCAUCUCACCAGAUCCCACUCGGAAAAUGCCAUUUCUGUGAAGGAGAUCAUCACAGAGAUCGAGUCAAUCAACCAGGGAGCAGGACCUGCCCAGCAGAAAGAAGGUUCAGCCAACCUCAGCCAGACACCAAAGAGGAACACAGUGCAUGACCUGCCAGUGGAGGCGAUUUGGGCAUCAGAAAGGGUGGAACAGAGUGAAGGAACCUGUUCUGGACACCAGGAAAAGGAGAAGGACCCUGUGCAAGCUGAGCAAGAAGCUGCCCCCUCCCUGCAGCCAUCUUCUGGUAAACUAGACCUGGAGGAAAGCAGCUCUGGAGGGGAGCAGCAGGAGCCUCGCAGCUCCAUGAACCCUGAGCCCAAGUGGUGCCCUGGCUCUGUCCGACGAGCCACCCUGGAGUUUGAGGAGCGCUUGAGGCAGGAGCAGGAGCACCAGCACACAUCCCCAGUCUGCAUCUUACCCACCCGCAAGAACUCCAGGAACGACUCUCCUGCUGCUGAGCUCCUGCUGCGGGGAAAGAGCGAGGAGCCACCCCUGGAGCUGGCUCCGGAGGGUGACAAAGGACGGGCUCCAGGCAAUGAGGAGCUGCCUCUGCCUCCUGGAGCAGAGCUGCCUGUGGGCAGGCACCUGCCUGCACAGGAAUCUCUGCCUGCAGAGCCCAGCCCGGGGCAGGAGGGAAUGGCGCAGCAGCGCAGGACAGUGGUCUCAUUCGAUGGGAUGGAGGAGCCAGCCCUGCCCUCCCUCCUCCCAAAGAGAAUUGAAAUCAUCGAAUACACUCCCGUGGUCAAGUCUGCAGAGCGCCCCAAUGCAAGCUGUGAGCAGGGCGGGCUGGUCACAGCCAUCCCCUCUUUAGAUGAAAACUUGAACCCUUCCUUGUGCUCAACCUGUCCCCGAGCUCCGACGCUGGUAAACCUCUCACUGGAGCACGCGGUACACAAGCAGGUCACCUGCACUGUGGGCAGCCCCAGUGAGGAUGGUGGUGGGUUAUCUGCUCACCUCGGUGCUGCUUCUCCCUCUGCCCAGGUGACCUCUACACCUUCAGCCAGCCCAGAUCACUCUUCUCACCCCUGUGUAAUUCACCUGGAAGGUGUCACUGAGCAGAGCACGGGUACUGAUGACGAGCCGGUCACGCCGUGUGGCACGGAGGGAGAUGCAGCUCUCCCAUUCAGGGACAGACCUCGGUGUAGGGGGGGUGCCAGCACCUCGAGGCAGCUGAGCGGUGAGGACUUCACCAGCCAACGUGAUGAAAACAUGGACCUUCUGGACAUCUCCUUCCUGUGUUACGGCCUCUCGCACAGCUCCAGCAGCCGCAGCGUGGAGGAGCGCAGCAACAGCCCUGGGCUGGUCAAGCAGCGAGCGAAGGAGAUAGAGGCUCGGAUCCGGCACGCGGGGCUCACCACGCCAUCCCACAUGAAACGCUCGGCGUCCUUGGCCAAACUGGACUGCCUGGACCUCUCCAAGGAUGACUUGUCCGAGAGGGAGUCAGCCUCUUCCGAUGCCAACCCGGUGCUUCUCACCUGCGUUGCCCUGGGUCGAGGCUUUCGCGGGGGGAGGUUGGAGAGGGAUUCAUGUGGAAAGCAUCGCCUUUCCUCCCCGGAGCCCGCUAAGCAUUUUGUGGAACAGCUCAGAACAACCGAGUGCAUUGCCCAGAGCAAGCCUGUGGAGAGGCCGCUAGCUCAGUACGCCAAAGAGUGCGGCUCCAGCCAGCAGGGCUUGUUUUCCAGCACGGAUCCAACGUGGACUAGCUCCGAGGAGGGUCCUCCGCUGCUCCAGGCGCACGUCCUGGACUCCUUGUCCCCAGCUCGAGGCCUGGCUGUCGCGCCACGGCAGCAGCACGGGAGAACUCACCCUCUGAGGAGGCUCAAAAAGACCAAUGAUAAAAAGCGGACAACCAAUCCCCUCUACAACACAAUGUGAUCCGGAGCCCUCGGCUGGGAUUCCUCCACACAACCUGUGGCGUUGCGUUCACCCAAGGGGCAGGUGUAAUAUAAGGAACAUGCACUUUAUUGGUUAAUUUUAUAUAUAUAUAUUGUCAUUUUACUGUUCCUGGCGCAUGUAGGUGUGGGUUGGUUCUUCUGUGUGUGACUCUGACUGCAGGACUGUUUGGGUUUUUUAAGUUGUUUUUUUUUUUUAACUCAGAUAACCUCAAAUGUUCUUUUUGUUUGUGCUUUGUUUUAAAAGAACACUUCUGUCACGUGAAGGUGCAUGUUGGCUUGCUUCAGCAAGGUGGGGUUGUGCUUAGAACCACAUCCGAACUCCUCACUUGAAUUUUCCCCGUGCUUUGAAAUGGUGCUGGGCAGUUGUUGGGGUCACAGCCCCCAUAAAUGUGAAGGCUUGUGCCAAGGUCCCUUUGUUUGGCCUUUCUUUUACUUCUGCAAACUGGAACUCCACGAUGCUGGCAGAUCACUCACAAAGCUGCUACAGGACAACCCCCCUGGGCUCGGUUCAGCUGCUGCAUCCUCAAAGGAGCAUGUGGGUAAAUCCUGACGGAUGGGCUCCAGAAACCCCAGAGAUCAGAUCAGUGCUCACCUCCUGGUGCAGGUCAUGCAGAGCUCCUCCAUGACCUCCAAGCUCUCAACUGCCCCAAACCAUUGUGUGAGAGGAGGAGACCCCCCCAAAGCCAGAGUGUUCUUUUAAAACAAACACCUCGUUAGGGUUUAAACCCUCCCAUUACUUGAAUACUGCUGUGGGCCUUCCAAGUUCAUGGCCAUAUCAUCUGUCCUCUGCUCUCCUGCUGCCUCCCCUCUGCCUCAUUCUUGUCUCCUCAUGCUGCCUGAGUUUUUCUCUCCCUUCUGCUCACGGGCACUUCUGGGCACUCCCAAACCUAUUGUUACAUGAUGCGUUGCUCCUACUGAAUGCAAAGCUUUGUCCUCUCUGCUGUCACUCCCAACACUUGGAGGGAUGAGCUUUUCUGGAUUCUUUUUCCUUUUUUUUUUUUUUUUUUUGCCUAAAUUGUAUAUAUGGUAUUUAUAGAGAUUUUUUUUUUGGUCAUUUCCAUGUGGUUUUCUGUUUUUUAAAAAGGGCAAGACUGCAUUCUGUAAACUGGAAAUCAAACCCAUCUUACUCAAACUCAGUGCUGUUCAUUGUAAUCUGCCCAGAAACGGGAGUGGGUUU
Pezoporus occidentalis (night parrot) is the source of this 5452-nucleotide messenger RNA. RefSeq names its product slingshot protein phosphatase 2 (gene SSH2). Bases 125 to 4255 code for a protein of 1376 amino acids. Gene Ontology annotation, cellular component: cytoplasm. Gene Ontology annotation, molecular function: actin binding; protein tyrosine/serine/threonine phosphatase activity. Gene Ontology annotation, biological process: protein dephosphorylation; negative regulation of actin filament polymerization; actin cytoskeleton organization. Lineage: Eukaryota; Metazoa; Chordata; Aves; Psittaciformes; Psittacidae. The record is from RefSeq and is a predicted model, not a curated record. The transcript is spliced from 15 exons.